AUGUUCGUCACCCCCCUCUUAAUUGCCCUGGCUGCCAGUGCCAAUGCUCGCGAGCGCCCCGCCCGCCUCCCUCGCGCGGAAGUCAAGCCCGUCGAUGUAGGCUUCACACUUAAAAAGGACGCAUGGUGCAUCUCCCCAUCCGGCGGCCAAGCUGGCGACUUCGUAGUUGCCGAGAACUGCACCGAAUCGGCUCAGUUUCCUGGAUGGAAUCUUGGCGGCUCGGCGAUCGAAAAGGGACACCAUCUGCGCGUCGCGAACACAACGCUGUGUCUCUCAGCUGGAACUGAUUGGGCACAGUGGGACAACGGUCUCGCGCUUACCCUUGAGGAGUGCGUGUACGCAACAGCCAACGAGACGUGGCGCAACACCCAGGUCUGGCGAAAAGACAUCGCCAAUGGCCCCGGCUCCUAUCGCCUCAUGGAUCAGGAGACGCUGAGCCCAUACGACUACUACUCUUCCGAGUGGUGCAUGGACGUACGCGAUGGGUGGACGCCCAACGACGACAGCUCUGCGAGCACCACGAAUACCAAACCCAACCCGAACCAGGUCUUCACCGACAACUGGAAGUCUGGGCCCGGCGCGUAAGCCGCGUUCAAGCACAUAGGACAGUGUAUCACAACCAGUCCAAUGAGGGAUAAUAGCAAUGUAGUACAACCGGGCGCUGGCGCCCGAGUAAUUGUCCGAUGAUAGUCAUCGCAGUCAGUUUGUCGAAUUAGAUAAGACGUCAGCAGAGCGGGGCAGAGCGCUGCUGACGCGACGGGAGGCGCGAUAUGCGUCACGCGACGUGUCCUGCAAAUGCACAAGCGUGCCGAGCGGUGAGAGUGGGGGUGGUAGAAGACCAGCGCGGCAGCAGACACAGGUGUAUUCGUUGGAUUGCUGGCGAUGGGCGGGUCCUGAUGAAGCUUGUGAUGUGGAGGGUCACAGCAUUCGAUGCCAGCGUCAGCUGCCGAGUCAUCAGUCGGACCCGUAAUAAGCCGAGACCGUUUAAGGUGUAUCCCAAAGACCCACCGGCCUCGCCUCGACCAUGUCACAGCUCGACUUUGGUGUUGGCGGGCAUGUCGUUGUCGUGCUACCG
Messenger RNA from Cutaneotrichosporon oleaginosum, 1075 nucleotides. RefSeq lists its product as uncharacterized. The record is from RefSeq and is a predicted model, not a curated record. Lineage: Eukaryota; Fungi; Basidiomycota; Tremellomycetes; Trichosporonales; Trichosporonaceae.